Molecule: messenger RNA, 491 nt
Organism: Odocoileus virginianus texanus
Lineage: Eukaryota; Metazoa; Chordata; Mammalia; Artiodactyla; Cervidae
Source: RefSeq, a predicted model, not a curated record
GACUCAGCGGGAAUCAGAUUGAGGGGAACUUCUCAGCCUUCAGGGAGCCCCUCAAGUCACACCCUGAAUUCUCUCUUGCAGGGAAUACCAACAGCAUCUUUGCCCUGGACUACAUCAGUGGGGCACUGACCUUGAAUGGCCUGCUGGACCGGGAGAACCCCCUGUAUAGCCAUGGCUUCAUCCUGACCGUGAAGGGCACAGAGCUAAAUGAGGACCGCACCCCAUCCGACGCCACAGUGACCACAACCUUCAACAUCCUGGUGAUUGACAUCAAUGACAACGCCCCAGAGUUCAACAGCUCUGAGUACAGCGUGGCCAUCACUGAGCUGGCACAGGUUGGCUUUGCUCUGCCCCUCUUCAUCCAGGUGGUAGACAAGGACGAGGCACCAAUCCAGUACCUCCGGCCUGGACAGCCGUCCCCUGUGUGUGUGGGCCUGGAAAGGUCCCUUCCACGUAAAGCUUGCUGUUCGGCCACACCCACAGGCACCUAG